AUGGAGAAGAUAAACAGCAAGAACUGCCUAAAGUCCACCUUCUCGGAGCGUCACGACGCUUUGUUUCGUGAAGCCGAAGAAUUUGCUCCUGGCAGCCUGCCCUACGCCUAUGGAAUCCCCUCUGUGAACAAGGUCUUGGAUCGCUUUCUUGGUGAAGGAACUUCAUCUAAACGUCAUGAUGAUGAUAAUGAUGAUGGUAAUGAUGACGAUGACGAUGAUGAUGGCGACGAAGACUUGGAACGCAAGAAAGAGAGAGAAAGUGGAAGAGAUCAAGCUGUUGUUGCCUGCGCCACAUAA
This is a messenger RNA of Pyrus x bretschneideri (Chinese white pear), 297 nucleotides long. Its product is annotated as transcription factor IWS1-like. The record is from RefSeq and is a predicted model, not a curated record. The coding region runs from base 1 to 297 and encodes 98 amino acids. Lineage: Eukaryota; Viridiplantae; Streptophyta; Magnoliopsida; Rosales; Rosaceae. The transcript is spliced from 2 exons.